AUGUGCACUGUAGGAAUCAUCCGCUUCAUUAGCCCCGGGGUCGACACCGACAGCACGUGCAGCCGCCAGCACUAUGCUGUCGGUAACGCGUGCUACGGCACGACUAUCGUCCCCCAAACAACUCUUCACCCUCCUCUACCUCCACCUCCCCUUCCGACAAGGCAUCCACUUCUCGAGACCCCCUGCGGUCCCAAUCCUCACCCUUGCUGCACCCCACCUAUACAUCCCCUCCUCAAGCCCACAUCACUGCAUCCCCUCCCGUCUACCAACAUCACUGCUCCUACCCACCAACAUCACUGUUCCUAUCCACACCCACAUCACUGCUCUUACCCACCCACAUCACUGUUCUUACCCACCCACAUAACUGUUCCUACCCACACACACAUCACUGCUCCUACCCACCUACAUCACUGUUCCUAUCCACACACACAUCACUGCUCCUACCCGACCUCAUCACUGCUCCUACCCACCCACAUCACUGCUCCUACCCACCCACAUCACUGCUCCUACCCACCCUCAUCACUGCUCCUACCCACCCACAUCACUGCUCCUACCCACCCUCAUCACUGCUCCUACCCGACCUCAUCACUGCUCCUACCCGACCUCAUCACUGCUCCUACCCACCCACAUCACUGCUCCUACCCACCCACAUCACUGCUCCUACCCACCCUCAUCACUGCUCCUACCCACCCUCAUCACUGCUCCUACCCACCCACAUCACUCCUCCUACCCACCCUCAUCACUGCUCCUACCCGACCUCAUCACUGCUCCUACCCGACCUCAUCACUGCUCCUACCCGACCUCAUCACUGCUCCUACCCACCUACAUCACUGUUCCUAUCCACACACACAUCACUGCUCCUACCCACCCUCAUCACUGCUCCUACCCACCCUCAUCACUGCUCCUACCCGACCUCAUCACUGCUCCUACCCACCCACAUCACUGCUCCUACCCACCCACAUCACUGCUCCUACCCACCCUCAUCACUGCUCCUACCCACCCUCAUCACUCCUCCUACCCACCCUCAUCACUGCUCCUACCCACCCUCAUCACUGCUCCUACCUACCCACAUCACUGCUCCUACCCACCCUCAUCACUGCUCCUACCCGACCUCAUCACUGCUCCUACCCGACCUCAUCACUGCUCCUACCCGACCUCAUCACUGCUCCUACCCACCUACAUCACUGCUCCUACCCACCUACAUCACUGCUCCUACCCACCUACAUCACUCCUCCUACCCACCCUCAUCACUGCUCCUACCCACCUACAUCACUGCUCCUACCCACACACAUCACUCCUCCUACCCACCCACAUCACUGCUCCUUCCCACCCACAUCACUGCUCCUACCCACACACAUCACUGCUCCUACCCACCUACAUCACUGCUCCUACCCACCUACAUCACUGCUCCUACCCACCUACAUCACUGCUCCUACCCACCCACAUCACUGCUCCUACCCACACACAUCACUGCUCCUUCCCACCCACAUCACUGCUCCUACCCACACACAUCACUGCUCCUACCCACCUACAUCACUGCUCCUACCCACACACAUCACUGCUCCUACCCACACACAUCACUUCUCCUACCCACCUACAUCACUGCUCCUACCCACACACAUCACUGCUCCUACCCACCUACAUCACUGCUCCUACCCACACACAUCACUGCUCCUACCCACACACAUCACUUCUCCUACCCACCUACAUCACUGCUCCUACCCACACACAUCACUUCUCCUACCCACCUACAUCACUGCUCCUACCCACACACAUCACUGCUCCUUCCCACCUACAUCACUGCUCCAACCAACACACAUCCACUCUUGCAUCCCCUCCCCUCUUGCAUCCCCUCUCCUUCUCGCAUCCACUCCCCUCUCGCAUCCCCUCCCCUUCUCGCAUCCCUCCCCUUCUCGCAUCCCUCCCCCUCUUGCAUCCCCUCCCCUUCUCACAUCCCCUCCCCUUUCGCAUCCCCUCCCCUUCUCGCAUCCCCUCCUCUCUUGCAUACCCUCCCCUCUUUCAUCCCCUCCGCUCUUACAUCCCCUCCCAUUCUCGCACCCAGCCCCCUGGUAUCUCCCCCCUUCUCUCAUCACCUCCCCUCUCCCACCCCCUCCCCUCUCGCAUCACCUCCCUUCUUGCAUCCCCUCCCCCUCUUGCAUCCCCUCCCCUCUUUCAUCAUCUUCCUCUGCCAUCUUGGGCCCUCUUGCGCCCAUCCCCUCUUCCACCCCCUCCCCUCCCCUCCCCACAUGCAUCCCCUACCCACUUGGGCCCUCUUGCGCCCCACCCCCUCUUCCAUCCCCUCCCCUCUUACAUCCCCUCCCCUCUGCCACCCCCUCCCCACAUGCAUCCCCUACCCUCUUGGGCCCUCUUGCCUCUUUCCUCUUCCACCACCACCACCCUACUUCGACCCCCUCCCCUCUGCAUCCUCUUUUGUAUCCCAUUUCAUCCCCUUUCCUAACGGUUAUCGCAAGAUGCCGUGGAAGCGAGUCGGAAAGGAAAUGGCUUCCCUCGGAUGACCGAGAAGAUAAGUGA
Molecule: messenger RNA, 2532 nt
Organism: Haliotis rufescens (red abalone)
Lineage: Eukaryota; Metazoa; Mollusca; Gastropoda; Lepetellida; Haliotidae
Product: adhesive plaque matrix protein-like
Exons: 2
Coding region: 1-2532 (843 amino acids)
Source: RefSeq, a predicted model, not a curated record